AUGAAAGAUGUGAUGAGAAAGAUGCCACAGCAGCGCACCGGCCUGGUGUAUGAUGAGCGCAUGAUGGAACAUUACAACAUGUGGGACAGUGGCCACCCUGAAGCUCCACAAAGAAUUGCACGAAUAUACCUGUGUCAUAAGGAGAUGGGACUGUUGGAUCGCUGCGUUCGUCUCUCCCCCCGUGUGGCAACCAAAGAGCAGCUACAAUUGUGCCACAGUCUUCCAUACAUUGAGAAGAUAGAAAGGUGUUCCCGACUGAAAGCCAGGGACCUGCAUAGAAUGGGGGAUGAGUAUAACUCCAUUUACAUCAACAACAAGUCUUACAGCAGUGCCUGUCUGGCUGCCGGUUCGACAUUCAGUGCGGUGGAAGCUGUUCUUACAGGGAAGGUUCAAAAUGGAGUCUGUAUCGUUCGCCCACCAGGUCACCAUGCAGAGCCAGGUGCUGCUUGUGGUUUCUGCUUCUUCAACAGUGUUGCCCUUGCUGCACGAUAUGCCCAGAGCCUUGAAAACCCGUCAGAACCGCGAUUAAGGGUAAUGAUUCUGGACUGGGACAUCCACCAUGGCAAUGGAACACAACACAUUUUCCAGGAGGAUGAU
Staurois parvus is the source of this 597-nucleotide messenger RNA. NCBI's taxonomy places the organism in Eukaryota, Metazoa, Chordata, Amphibia, Anura, Ranidae. The record is from the annotation of a GenBank genome assembly.